Notolabrus celidotus (New Zealand spotty) is the source of this 1210-nucleotide messenger RNA. RefSeq names its product SAYSVFN motif domain containing 1 (gene saysd1). The record is from RefSeq and is a predicted model, not a curated record. The coding region runs from base 244 to 753 and encodes 169 amino acids. The transcript is spliced from 3 exons. Lineage: Eukaryota; Metazoa; Chordata; Actinopteri; Labriformes; Labridae.
UUUAACUCAGGGCGAACUUAAGGUUACCAGGAGCAACAACAGAUAAAUCACAGAAGCAUUGAUCUAUAAACAUUAAAGUAAAAAGGUUUGAAAACUCACCAGCAGUGAAAUAACCUAGCUCGUAGCAGACCUGUGAAAAAGUGCCGGAAAGCGACUACUUUUUGCGACAGUUGAAGCCGUUUUGCGACAGUACGUCCUGCUUCCAGACCAACGCGGAUGUAAAAGGAGCUGUGUGGUGCAUCCAUGGAGCAGAAGCUCGCAGAGUUCCGGGCCAGACGACAGGCUGCUGUUAAAGAAGAGAGAGCUGCCCCGCAGACUACAGACCAGACAGACAUGGAGACUUCUCCUCAGACAGACUCAACCUCAGCUGACAGUCAACACACAGAGGAGAAGACAGACCACAGAGACUCAGCUCAGAGCUCAGAGAAGGACAAAGCCGACUGGCUGCUGGACAACGCUCUAGGAAGGUGGCUCGCCUCGAGACAUUUAGUCAUGACAAACCUCACGCUGCUCAAAGUGCUGCUGUGGCUGGUGCUGCUUGGUCUGUUUGUUGAACUGGAGUUCGGCCUGCCUUUCUUCAUCAUCUCCCUCUUCUACUGGCUCUACGAAGGACUCAGGAGCCCUGCUGACCGAGAGCCUGGAGAACUGAGCGCUUACUCUGUCUUCAACCCAGACUGUCAGCCUCUGCUGGGCACGCUCACUGCAGAGCAGCUGGAGGGAGAGAUGGGCUACAGACCUCUGACUAACAGAUGAACUAACCAGAUCUUCUUGUCUUUCAAAAGACGAUACAGAAAACACAGGGACUUAGAUCAAUGAUGUCAGAUCAUUUUUCUGCAUAACAUAUUUAAUUCAGAUGGGUACUCUUACAGUUUGGUUCCAUGCUUUCCUUUCAAAUGUAAUAUGUCAAUUGACCCCCAUCGGUUGUGGUUUUGGAAGUGGGCGAUGCCAUAGCAAUUAAUCACAAUGAUCAAUUAAUGCUAUAUAUAAAAAUAUUGUUCAUACUAUGAGGAUUAAUUCCUAAUCUGUUUUUAAGACCUUCAGCCUUCAGUUUCUAUGCUAAUAGUGGGUUUGGUAUAGAGUGUGGGGAAAGUAUUUUGGGGUUAUAAGUGGAGAAAACACCACUAAAAAAAACACCACUUGAAAGGAUGAUUCAUCCAGAUUGAUCUAUGAGGAAAAAAAGCUUAUUUAAAUAAAUGGUUUCCAAAGUUCA